CCACUCAGCCUUUCUUUAUCCUCACAAGUACCGCGGACCAAAGAACUGCCACAUUCCCGAGGAGGACCCAAUUUCCUUUUUUUUUUCUCCCCCCCCUCCCCACGCCUUUCAAAUUUCAUUGAUUCUUCAGCAACAACCACAAAAAAAAAGAUAUUCGGGGGACCACUUGAACAUUCCUAUUUCCUGGUUUAAUAACGCGUUUUCGUUGAACGUCUCCGUUGUCGGGACGGACGGACCUUGACUCGCUCAUUCAAAUAUUCUACUCGGGUUUUUAAUUUUUUUUUUAAGUAGUUUUUUUUAAAGCAAGUAAGACUAAUACAAGCAGGCUAGUUGAAGCCACUUUUUUUAAAAUUAUUAUUUGGCAUCGUUUUCCCCCUCCCGUUCACGUGUGGUGUAAAGUUAAGGCAUAAAAAAAAAAAUCGAUCGACAAUGGCAGGUUUGAACUCUUUGGAUGCUGUCAAGAGGAAGAUUCAGUGUUUGCAGCAGCAGGCAGACGACGCCGAAGACCGGGCUCAGGUCCUGCAGAGGGAGCUGGACAGCGAACGAGAGCUCCGGGAGAAAGCAGAGGGUGAUGUCGCCGCUCUGAACCGUCGCAUCCAGCUGGUGGAGGAGGAGUUGGACCGGGCCCAGGAGAGGCUGGCCACAGCGCUGCAAAAACUGGAGGAGGCCGAGAAGGCUGCAGAUGAGAGCGAGAGAGGAAUGAAGGUGAUCGAAACCCGAGCAAUGAAGGACGAGGAGAAGAUGGAGAUUCAGGAGAUGCAGCUGAAGGAGGCCAAGCACAUCGCGGAGGAGGCCGACCGCAAAUACGAAGAGGUGGCUCGCAAGCUUGUGAUCCUGGAGUUGGACCUGGAGCGAGCCGAAGAGAGGGCCGAGCUCUCAGAAUGUAAAGCCAGCGACCUGGAGGAGGAGCUGAAAAAUGUAACCAACAACCUGAAGUCCUUAGAAGCCCAGUCGGAGAAGUACUCAGAAAAGGAGGACAAGUACGAGGAGGAGAUCAAAGUUCUCAGUGACAAACUGAAGGAGGCUGAAACCCGUGCAGAGUUUGCUGAGAGGACAGUGGCCAAACUGGAAAAGUCCAUCGACGACCUGGAAGAAAAAUUGUCACAUGCCAAAGAGGAGAAUCUGGAUAUGCAUCAAGUCCUGGACCAGACCCUGCAGGAACUUAACAGCUUAUAAACACACACACACACAAACACACACAUAAGGAUGAGAUGUAACAUUCCAUAAAUGUUCAACUCCAUUCCACUGUCUUCCUUGAGUAAGAGGGGAUUGAUGUAAUGUCCCUUUGAUGUUCUUUUUGUGUCAUUGCUUUUUUAUUUUUUUUUUUUUUUCAAAAUGCAAUCUUGUUUUCAAGACUGGAAGUUAUUCACGCUGUUCCUCUCAAACUGUACAAAUUGCAUCCCCGCAUGCAGCCCCCAAUUAUUUAGACCCCUUUAAAUAGAAACUAUUCAAAUUGAGAUUAUUUUGUCCCAUCCAGCCACACCUCACAGUUGUGGAACAAGCACAAACCAUUUUUUUUUUUAACUCUCAAUUGUAACGGGACUCUGAAGCGCCACACUGUGGUGGAAUGCAGCUAUUGAACACAAUCAGCAUGGUUAUUUUAUGUAAUUCACAUAUACAAUACCCACUUGUGUGUUUAAAUGGGCAUUUUUCUUUUUUUUAUUGUUUGGUCCUGGUACAAUACAAUUUAAGUUAAAAUAUACAUGUAUUGGAUACAAGGUAAUUUUCCAGCUUCAUCCAAAUUAUUAAAAACUUUUUUGUAUUGCUAAACUGCAAUUAUGUACGCAUUAUUUUGUUUAGAUAUGCAAUCUUAACCCCCAAACCACUGUAGGCAUUGUGAAGUAUGAUAAGCCACGGAUCCUCAUUGUAUAUAGUAGAAUAAUGUUAGGUUUAGUGCUGCCUUUUUUCUUUUUUCUUUUUUUUUAUCAUAUAUCGAUGCCAGAGGAACUUUCAAGACCAAAGAAAGCAAACAACGCACACAAUAAAUUGUCAACACCCUUUUUUUAAAUGUCAUCUCAUGCCAGGACCAUUUGAAAAUGUCUACAAUUUAUGUUAAGAACAUUCACCAAAUCCCCUCGUCACCUAAUAAAUGUUUUACAGAAAUAUUGACCAAUUUGA
Messenger RNA from Syngnathoides biaculeatus (alligator pipefish), 2118 nucleotides. It is a transcript of the gene tpm4a, whose product is annotated as tropomyosin 4a. Gene Ontology annotation, biological process: muscle contraction; actin filament organization. The coding region runs from base 430 to 1176 and encodes 248 amino acids. The record is from RefSeq and is a predicted model, not a curated record. Gene Ontology annotation, cellular component: actin filament. Lineage: Eukaryota; Metazoa; Chordata; Actinopteri; Syngnathiformes; Syngnathidae. The transcript has 8 exons. Gene Ontology annotation, molecular function: actin filament binding.